UGAGUGUGGUUGUGUGUGUGUGUGUGCGUGUGGAAAGAGAGAGAGGUGUUUUGAAAAAUUAGAGCCAUAUAGGAAAAAAAUAUAUAUAUGUUUUCCAUACCAUAAUAUUUUCUAAGCUCGGUCAUCAUAACAAUUAUCUCAUAUAGGACUUGACCAUAUUAAACCAAUCAGACACCACCUUGUUAAUUACAACCUGAUUACAUGUUUUAAUUACGUUACUGAUGAUGUGGCUCAAUUAGAGGAGAGAUAAGAUAAUAACCUGCUAUGACGAGCAUAAAGAUUUGCAAUUAAAUUAUUUUAAAUAUCCAUUUUUUUUAUCGUUAAGUGACUAUACUGACAUUUUUUUGCAUGCAGAAAACAAUACAAAAUAGUACAAAAUAUGUUGUAAUUUUCUCACUAAGUUUAGUCAUUUAUUUCUGGUAUUUUUCCACAAGUUUCUUCAACAUUAAUAAAAAAUCGUCACAUGCAACAAAGGAGGAGAAAUUGCAGGCGAUGAUGUGAAACAUUUGCUAUAUAGGAUAUAGAUUUAAAUAAUAAUCUGAACAGUUGUCAAUCAUUUUAGAUUAUUUUAGUUUUAAUUGUAUUUUUUUUUUUUUUUACCGUAGGUGUUAUAAUAAAAAAUAAUUUUAAGAUAAUAACUUAUAUUGUGCCCUCUGUGUUGUGGAGCUGUCCAUGGUAUUCAUGAGAGAUUAUUUGGCACAAGCGGAAAUCUAUUUCCAAUAUUCAGCAAUAAAAUAUUUUUCAGGGGUGCAAUAAAUCGGAAUAAAAAAAAAAAACAGUGUGAACUUCAUAUGAAGACGUGGUGGUGGUAACAAGGUGUUGGUGGUAAAGAAGUAGUCAUUUUGAAAUAAAAUGCCUUGUCGCACACUGCCCAUGCGCAGAGUCCCCAGCGGCGGAGCAGUGUGGCUAAUGAAGAAUAAUAAAUCAUGAAAGGGUUUUUCAGGUACAGCUGGAGAGAGUGUGUGUGUGUGUGAGAGAGAGACUACAGAGCUGUAGAGAGAGAGAGAAAGGAUGUGUGUGUGCAUGUGUGUGUGAGAGAGAGAGAGUGAGAGAGAGAGAGAGAGAGAGAGAGAGAGAGAGAGAGAGAGAGAGGAAGAGGAGGAGAGAGACUCAGUCUGCCCUUCGCUUCAGAGCUGAGGCAGUUCGUGUCCCCGCAGCAUUCAACCUAGUCGAAGAGGUGUAACAGCACAGAGACUGUCACCGACAUUACUUCUCACUUACGGUCAUUUUCAGGACGGAAACUUUUCACAAAAAAAACCCAAAGCAGGUCAACAACAACGAAAGAAAGCGACUUGAAGUAUUUUGGAAAAUCCUAGGAGAACGGAAAAGAAACUUUUUUUUGUUUUCCUUUUUUUUUCCUCUCUCUUCUCUGGCGUCGUCUAUGAGGAGUUCUGUUGGUGCCACCAACCAACAAAAAAAAAAAUCCAAGGCAAAAAAAAAAAUUCUAUAAUACAAGGUGGAGCAGGAGAAUUGUUUUUUUUUUUUUUUUUUUUUUUUUUAAACAAUUGCUCCACAACAGGAAAAAAAAACCAGGUAUACUAGCUGCUCUCAGUUGCGCAUGGCUCGUCGGUGCCUCUCAUAAUAAUAAAUAGAUGUGAUAACUCCACUGUUGGACCGUCUUCUUCUUUUCUGACUACACUUUUUAUUCGACAGUGACUUGAGAUUCCUUCGAAGCAGCUGAAGCAAUUGGGCUUCUUCAAAACUCACCGAACCGAGGAGGGCGGAGUCUUAACUUAUUUAAAAGGAACUUGCCUCGGCUCGAAACGCCCGCAAAUAUGAUGAUGAUGUCUCUGAACAGCAAGCAGCCUUUCGCUAUGGCUCACGCCAGCUUGCCCGAGCCCAAGUACUCGUUGCACUCCUCGUCGUCCAACUCCAACAACGCGCCGUCGUCCUCGUGCUCGUCCUCCCGACACAGCAACACCAUCAGCAGCAGCUCGGAGGCGAUGCGCAGAGCCUGUCUCCCAACCCCACCGAGCAAUAUAUUCGGAGGCUUGGAUGAGAGUUUGUUGGCCCGAGCUGAAGCUCUAGCUGCGGUGGAUAUAGCCUCGCAGACCAAGAGCCACCACCACCCUCCACACCACAGCCCCUUCAAGCCGGACGCCACCUACCACACCAUGAACACUCUGCCCUGCACCUCGUCUUCCUCCUCCUCUUCCGCGCAGCCUAUCUCUCAUUCCUCCGCAUUAUCCGGCCACCACCAUCACCACCACCAUCACCACCACCACCAGCCGCACCAGACGCUGGAGAGCGACCUGCUGGACCACAUCACUCCGGGUCUGGCACUAGGAGCCAUGGCGGGCCCGGAUGGCUCCGCGGCCGCACACCCUGCACACAUGGCCGGCAUGAACCACAUGCACCAGGCGGCCAUCAACAUGGCUCAUGCACACGGGCUGCAGCAGCACAUGGGCAUGAGCGACGUGGACGCAGAUCCCAGGGACUUGGAAGCGUUUGCAGAGAGGUUUAAGCAGAGACGGAUCAAAUUGGGUGUCACCCAGGCGGAUGUAGGGUCAGCUUUAGCCAGCCUCAAGAUCCCCGGUGUGGGCUCCCUCAGCCAGAGCACCAUCUGCAGAUUUGAAUCCCUCACUCUCUCUCACAACAACAUGAUCGCCUUGAAGCCCAUCCUGCAAGCGUGGCUGGAGGAAGCGGAGAAAUCGCACAGGGAGAAACUUAAUAAACCCGAGUUGUUCAACGGCGCGGAGAAAAAGAGGAAGCGCACGUCGAUAGCCGCGCCGGAGAAGAGGUCACUGGAGGCCUAUUUUGCCAUUCAGCCUCGUCCAUCCUCGGAGAAAAUCGCAGCCAUCGCAGAGAAGCUGGAUCUGAAAAAGAACGUGGUGCGCGUCUGGUUUUGCAAUCAGAGGCAGAAACAGAAACGAAUGAAAUACUCUGCAUGCGUCUAAAAACAAAACAAAAACUACACCCAAAAAGACUUGGAGACAAUUUGUAUCAUAUUUCCUAUCUCACACACCUUUUUUUUCCAAUCAUCGAUGACUUUGAACUUCGAAAUAUUCCUUAAAAAAAAAAUGGACUGAAAAAGAAACUCCCCCAUGCACACAAGUCACACAAGUCUUUUGACUCAAGCUGAGAAGGAGAGAUGUUGGAGGAGUCCAGUAAAGAAAGCAUCGUUUGACAGACAGAGCAAGUAAGAGACCACAUGUUUCCACACUUCACCUUUCUAAUGUCAACGCAGCAGCAGGACUCUAUAUAAGCUUUCAUUUGUAUUCAUGAUUUCAAAAAUGAGGACUUUAUAUAGUUUGCAGAAAAACACCCCCAAUGAAAAUAGCAUUAUUUAAACUCAAAGCACUUCUUGGUUGGUGUUUAUAUUUUUGGCUUAUAUAGGAUAAGCUAUUUUUUUUCCACACUUCACCUUUCUAAUGUCAACGCAGCAGCAGGACUCUGUAUAAUAAGCUUUCAUUUGUAUUCAUGAUUUCAAAAAUGAGGAUUAUAUAUAGUUUGCAGAAAACACCCCCAAACGAAAAAAUAGCAUUAUUUACACUCAAAGCACUUCUUGGUUGGUGUUUUUAUAUUUUUGGCUUAUAUAGGAUAAGCUAUUUUUUUUUUCCUCCGAGUUUAUAUAACGAUGCAGUCAAGACAUUUUAUUCAGGGUCCAUGAGGAGGAUUAAGAGGAUAACAACACUAUUAUCUUGGAAAGCUAAUAUUAAUAUUACUGCCAAAUAAUCCCUCUGUAAAUUAAUAAUUUACUUGUCACACACUUCAUUUUGUGUCUAAAUGUGUAAUUAAUUCCACUUAUUUUGUUAUACAUGUGCAAGUGAAAGGGAUCUGUUUUCAAGAUGCCCAAGGGUUUGGAUUAAGGUAGGGUUGUUUAUUAUUAUUAUUAUGAUUAUUAUUAUUAUGAUUAUUAUUAGGCCUCAGUAUAUGUGGAAAUAUCGAAAUAGUGACUCACGUGUAAGGAUUUCAUAGAAUGAAAUGAAAUGAAAAAAAUAUGAUUUCUUGCCCGGCUGCAAUAAGUUUACAAUCCAGCGUGGGCCGGUGUCUUAUGAACUAUUUAUUGAGUGAGGUCAUGUUUACUUCAUUAUAUAUUUAUUGGGAUUCCCCCCACCACCUCCUCGGUUUGCUUGAGAAAAUCAAAUCCUGACAGCAAGUUAAGAAACGUGUUGUUCUGGUUUUAAAAGGGAAACGACUGUGGAAUAGAACAGUCACAAAUUUAUUUCUAAAUUCUAAAUUCUACAUUCUAAAUUCUAACAUUUGAGAUGGUACAAUCGAGAUAUAUAUGAGAUAGUAUUCUCUUUUUAAAAAUGAUUUUAUGUAUGUUUUCUGCUAUUUAUUUGUAUAAAUAUACGCGCAUCAUUAUGAAGUCGUUGCUUGUUAAAAAAAAUCACCUUGUUUAAGUAAUGUUUUUUCUUGAAGACAAAAAUGAAAAACAGCUUCAUGGAAGUAUACGUGUAUACAAUGUAAAUAUUUCAUUGGAACCAGUCGAUGCACAUAAAUAUAUCCGUACAGGUUUUUGCUGUAUUGCUGUUUUAGCUGAGGUAACUUAUUUCUGUAAUGUAUGUUGCUUUUUUGGGUUCCUGGUUAAAAUUAUUCUAUUAAUUUAUUAUACAUCCAUGUAAUUUUAAUUUAUUUAAUUAUUGAACUGCAAUAUGUGUUUCAUUAAAGAACAAACUUUAACAUU
This is a messenger RNA of Sebastes umbrosus (honeycomb rockfish), 4630 nucleotides long. RefSeq names its product POU class 4 homeobox 2 (gene pou4f2). NCBI's taxonomy places the organism in Eukaryota, Metazoa, Chordata, Actinopteri, Perciformes, Sebastidae. Gene Ontology annotation, molecular function: RNA polymerase II cis-regulatory region sequence-specific DNA binding; DNA-binding transcription factor activity, RNA polymerase II-specific. The record is from RefSeq and is a predicted model, not a curated record. The transcript has 2 exons. Gene Ontology annotation, biological process: regulation of transcription by RNA polymerase II. The coding region runs from base 1776 to 2897 and encodes 373 amino acids.